Messenger RNA from Arabidopsis arenosa, 2639 nucleotides. Lineage: Eukaryota; Viridiplantae; Streptophyta; Magnoliopsida; Brassicales; Brassicaceae. The record is from the annotation of a GenBank genome assembly.
AUUCAUUAACCUUCUGCUUCAUCAAAAAGAAAGAGACACAACGAGAGAGAUGGAAGUAAUGCGAGUUCUUCACAUGAACAAAGGGAACGGUGAAACAAGUUAUGCCAAGAACUCCACCGUUCAGAGCAACAUAAUAUCUCUAGGCAGAAGAGUAAUGGACGAGGCCUUGAAGAAGCUAAUGAUGAGAAAUUCAGAGAUUUCGAGCAUUGGAAUCGCCGACUUAGGUUGUUCCUCCGGUCCGAACAGUCUCUUGUCCAUCUCCAACAUAAUUGACACGAUCCACAACUUGUGUGCUGACCUCGAACGUCCAGUCCCUGAGCUCAGAGUCUCUCUCAAUGACCUCCCUAGCAAUGACUUCAACUACAUCUUUGCUUCUUUGCCGGAGUUUUAUGACCGGAUUAAUAAUAACAAGGAGAGUUUAGGGUUCUGUCGCGGAGGAGGAGAAUCGUGUUUUGUGUCGGCCGUCGCUGGCUCGUUCUACGGACGUUUGUUUCCUCGCCGGAGCCUUCACUUUGUGCAUUCUUCUUCUAGUUUACAUUGGUUGUCUCAGGUUCCAUGUCGUGAGGCGGAGAAGGAAGAUAGGGCGAUAACAGCUGAUUUAGACAACAUGGGGAAAAUAUACAUAUCAAAGACUAGUCCUAAGAGUGCACAUAAAGCUUAUGCUCUUCAAUUCCAAACUGAUUUCUUGGUUUUUUUGAGAUCGCGAUCUGAGGAGUUGGUCCCGGGAGGCCGAAUGGUUUUAUCGUUCCUUGGUAGAAGCUCGCUGGAUCCCACAACAGAAGAGAGUUGCUAUCAAUGGGAACUCCUAGCUCAAGCUCUUAUGUCCAUGGCCAAAGAGGGUAUCAUCGAGGAAGAGAAGAUCGAUGCUUUCAACGCUCCUUACUAUGCUGCAAGCUCCGAAGAGUUGAAAAUGGUGAUAGAGAAAGAAGGGUCCUUUUCGAUCGAUAGGCUCGAGAUAAGUCCGGUUGAUUGGGAAGGUGGGAGUAUCAGUGAGGAGAGUUAUGACCUAGUAGUAAGGUCCAAACCUGAAGCCCUAGCUAGUGGACGAAGAGUGGCUAAUACCAUAAGAGCUGUGAUUGAGCCGAUGCUAGAACCUACAUUCGGUGAAAAUGUGAUGGACGAGCUUUUUGAAAGGUAUGCAAAGAUCGUGGGAGAGUACUUCUAUAAAUCAACAGUUGAUGUUCCUCCGGGAAGCGAUGGUUUUCCGGUGAUCGGAGAAACACUUCAGUUCAUGCUUUCUGUCAACAGCGGCAAAGGCUUCUACGAAUUCGUCCGUAGUCGCCGUAUCAGGUACGGAAGUUGCUUUAGGACAAGUUUGUUCGGAGAGACACACGUAUUCCUGUCGACGACCGAUUCAGCUCGGGCUGUUCUAAACAAUGAGUCAGGGAUGUUCACGAAACGGUACAUAAAGUCCAUAGGUGAGCUUUUAGGUGACCGGAGCCUUCUCUGUGCUUCUCAACACCAUCACAAGAUUCUCCGUAGCCGUUUGAUAAACUUGUUCUCCAAAAGAUCGACGGCUCUGAUGGUUAGACAAUUUGACGAACUCGUCGUGGACGCUCUUAGUGGAUGGGAACACCGUGGUACAGUGGUCUUGCUCACAGAUUUGCUCCAGAUAACAUUCAAAGCAAUGUGUAAGAUGUUAAUAAGUCUAGAAGACGAAGAAGAAUUGGGCUCCAUGCAAAAAGAUGUGGGCUUUGUUUGUGAAGCCAUGCUUGCUUUUCCUCUCAAUUUACCUUGGACUAGAUUCCACAAGGGAAUCAUGGCAAGAGGAAGAGUUAUGGAGAUGUUAGAAAAGAUAAUUAGAGAACGGAGAAAUGAAAUAAACAGUCAAAAUAAUCAUCAUGAAGAUUUUCUGCAGCAGCUUCUCGCAGUAGAUAACGACACUCCUAAGUUGACUGAUGCUGAGAUUACGGACAAUAUUCUGACCAUGAUCAUUGCAGGUCAGGACACGACGGCUAGUGCUCUAACAUGGAUGAUCAAGUACCUCGGUGAAAAUCAGAAGGUUUUGGAUAUUCUUAUUGAAGAGCAAUCUCAGCUUACAAAUAAGGCGUCAAAUAAACCUUUUCUUGAAUUAGAAGAUCUCAGUGAAAUGCCAUAUGCCUCAAAGAUGGUGAAAGAAUCUCUGAGAAUGGCGUCUGUUGUGCCUUGGUUCCCAAGAUUAGUACUUCAAGACUGUGAAAUGGAAGGAUAUAAGAUCAAAAAGGGGUGGAAUAUAAAUAUUGAUGCAAGAUCCAUUCAUCUUGAUCCUACUGUAUAUAAUGAACCUCACAAGUUCAACCCUUUAAGGUUUGAGGAGGAAGCAAAAGCAAACAGUUUCCUAGCAUUUGGGAUGGGAGGAAGAACAUGUCUUGGACUUGGUAUGGCCAAAGCCAUGAUGUUAGUAUUUCUCCACCGUUUUAUAACCACUUACAGAUGGGAAGUGGUAGAUGGAGAUCCAAGCAUCGAGAAGUGGACACUGUUUUCAAGAUUGAAGAGUGGAUAUCCAAUUCGCGUGUCACGUAGAUUGUAAAUUCAUAUGUUUCAAAUUAGAUCUUAUAUCCCAAUAAGUGUUCCUAGAUACGAUGAAUCAUAUCCAAAUGUGUAUUAUUUAAUUAAUAUAUUAUUUUACGAGUUUGCAUGAAUGAAAUGUCAUUUUGCCA